AUGGCGUUCUCUCCUCGGUCUGGGACAACUUUUGGGUUACCUCAAAGAAACGAUCGUCCUUCAGAGCUUGCGUUUGAUUUAAACAGCUUCGUUCGCCAAGCUCCGUACGAUGAACGAGAUAAACCAAUGAACACAGCCCAACACAGACUAUGGCUGGACAUGUCUCACCUCCACACGUCGACGAUGCAACAAAUCGAUGAGAAAUACAACAGCAACAUGUGGAAAAAUUUCAAGUUUGUUCGCCCCAGGCACAGUGCCAACUACGGGAAACAAAGCUCCCCUGAAGCUUCUAGAGGCUUGAUCGCGGAAAUCUAUCCAUUAACAUUGCCCAAGCCCUCGAGCAUCGGCGAAAAUACCUAUCACAAAUUCCUACAGGGAACGAAAUUACCUAAAAACAAACACAAAAUCGUCGGAUGGCAGAAACAAGGAAAGGAACAUUUUCAGUCAAGGAUUUUAAAAGUGAAGAGCGAAUGUAGAGCUCCUCCGAUUGAUUGGGAGGGUAAUAUACUGCCUCCAACAAAUUACAAGAGAUACCCGAGACCUCAAAGUGAUUUUUCUAACAAUGAUUGGCAAUAUUUAUACCCAUCCUACAGUUCACCAGCUCCUAGUAAAAUGCAGUACACAUUGCCAGACUCGCCGUAUUCUCGACAAGGAACACCGUGGCGUUAUGGACUACGUGUUAGAAGACCUAUAAUCGAAUGA
Messenger RNA from Porites lobata, 702 nucleotides. The record is from the annotation of a GenBank genome assembly. NCBI's taxonomy places the organism in Eukaryota, Metazoa, Cnidaria, Anthozoa, Scleractinia, Poritidae.